GGACUUCCUCUUGGUAGGAUUUGGAGAUCCUCUCAUCAUGUCCCAAAUAGCUCCUGUUCCUGAUCAGGCUCCAAGACCGCCAUGCUCAGAAGCUGCGAUCAGAGAGUUUGUCGAAGGGGUAAACACACAGCUGUGGCGCUCCAACGCGCUCAUGGUUGCCAACGCCGUCCUUGUGGCGAUCAUGGAGGCGGCGGGCGCAUCCGGUCGGCGCUACGGCUACCGCCACGCAUCGGUGACCCGCCUCCUGUUCCUGGGAGCCUCCACGCUGUACCUCCCCAUCAUCUCCUACGUUGCCUCCUCCAUCGGCAAGGAGUCCUGCAGCACCUCAGGCCUGGACGUGUACUGCCACGGCAGGUCCUACGUGUCCUUGGUCCUGAUCUGGACAGUUCUUGUCCAGAUCAUCGGGACCAACACAAGCGCAAUCGUCGCCGCUGACGAUUACCAUGGUGGCCCGAAGAUCGGCCCCUCGAUCGAGCUGCUCGCUCGCACGGUAUGGACAUCGUACCUGGUGUUCUACUACGCAGGUCGUCACUUCCUCACCAUGAUCAACAAGAACCAUUUGGUGGAAGGAGAGUCCCAUUACUACAAGAUGGUGUCGAGGUUCCUCAUUGUGCUCUGUCUUCUCAGUCUCUCCAAGAUCAUGCUAAAGCUGUACGCGUAUCACAAGGCGAAGCGGUCUUUCACUCUUGGGCGCAACUCCCGCCUCAUCGCCGGGUACAUGGUGGAGACGUUGCAAGGAGACGCGCUGCCCCGGGGAUCAUCACCGGGUCAUGAUCAGUCUUUGGUUCUCCCACUUAUAGUGAUGGGGGAGGACAAGCAGGAGAUCGAGGAAACUCCUCACGGGUACACCAUCAGGCAAAGGAACAGUAGGUUGGUCACCCUUGACAUGGUUUGGCAAAUGGUGUCGGCCGGAGACGCCCUCCUGACCUCUCAGCCAUGGCUCAAGGAUCUGUGCCUCUCCUUCUCAUUGUUCAAACUGCUUCGGCUCCGGUUCGGCAAUACUCCGCUUGCCGAGUCCGGGUCUGCCAAGGCGUUCAGUUUCGUCUCGGACGCCCUGCUCAACAAUGGCAAUGAUCCUGCAAGGGUGUUCGAUGUGAUUGCAGAUGAGAUAUCCUUUGUGCUGGAUUCUUACUACUCAUCCCUCCCAACAUCCUACUUUGGGCGACUGGUACCCGUUCUUAACAUCACCGUCUCCCUCUCAAUUGUUGCCUGGUGCUUGGGUGGCGCCACUUUCAUCUCACACCACUACACUGUCGACAGACACCCCCAUCAGAUAUUCUGCAGCCCAAACCCCAUGUCCUGCACAUUCCCGAAUCACAAACGGAUCGUGUUCGGGAACCUACUUUUCAACGCCCUGCCAACGUUCUCGCUGUUCGUGGCCGUCAUCUUGGCCGAGGCAUGGGAGAUUGCGUCCUACUUGUGCUCGAAUUGGGUCAAGGUCACCCUGCUCUGCAACUACAUCAACCAUGCGUCCUGGCAGCAGUCUCCUCGUGUGCAGAGAGGACUUGACCUUGUCAUGAAGCUCGGGUUCAGAAGGAGCUGGAGUGAUCGAUAUCAAAUGGGCCAGAUGUCGCUGCUGCUGACAGGUCAAGGCCUGAUGCGGCGUGUCCAAGUGUCACCGGAGGUGAAGGCCGCCAUCGUCGACGCGCUCAGGCGCAGCAACGGCGGCGCCCUGAGCAAAUGCACGGCGGCGCUCGGCGAGAGCAGGAUCGGCGGCGACAUCCUGUGGGCGUGCCAAGGACAAGGCACGUCCGACGUGAUCCUCGUCUGGCACAUCGCCACAGGCAUCUUGGACGCCGGCAGCCACGGCGGCGGAGCUGAUGCCUCCUCAACCAGCAGCCGCUCUGCCGGCAAGAGGGCCGUCGCCACGCGUCUCUCCCGGUACUGCGCCUACCUGGUGGCCGCCGCGCCCGAGCUGCUGCCGGACGACACGGCAUGGUCCAAGAAACUGCACGGGGCAGUGAGCAGGGACAUCAAGCUUGCCCUCGCUGGCGAGCCGGCGGCGGAGCACGACGCCGCAAUUGCUGCGCGCCUGGGCGAGAGGUGCGAGCACGAGGUGGUGAAGAGAGGGGUGAGGUUGGGGAAGCAGCUGCUGGAGCUGCAGGUUCCGGACGAGGAGGCGAGGUGGGGUCUCCUGGCCGGCUUCUGGUGCGAGAUCCUGCUGUACGCCGCGCCCUCGGACAACCUCAAGGCGCACAAGAAGGCCAUCGCCCGUGGCACCGAGCUGGUGACGCUCGUCUGGGCAUUGCUCACGCACGCGGGGAUCGUUACCAGGCCAAAGAACCCGUAACAAUGCUGUUUAGAUGCGUGUAUUAGUGCGUGAUUUUUGUUGUUUUUUUUUCUGCUUGUGUGUAUCAGGUGUGAGCACGGCAGCACAAACCUUUUUGUUUCCGGUUUUUUUAUUAAAAAAACUUAUUGUUUCCUUUGUGAGUUCCAUUUAAAUGCGUUUAUGCUCAACG
Molecule: messenger RNA, 2459 nt
Organism: Panicum virgatum (switchgrass)
Lineage: Eukaryota; Viridiplantae; Streptophyta; Magnoliopsida; Poales; Poaceae
Exons: 2
Coding region: 38-2290 (750 amino acids)
Source: RefSeq, a predicted model, not a curated record